Pomacea canaliculata is the source of this 2399-nucleotide messenger RNA. RefSeq lists its product as uncharacterized. The record is from RefSeq and is a predicted model, not a curated record. Bases 408 to 1346 code for a protein of 312 amino acids. NCBI's taxonomy places the organism in Eukaryota, Metazoa, Mollusca, Gastropoda, Architaenioglossa, Ampullariidae. The transcript is spliced from 3 exons.
UUCGUCGUCUCCUUCGCUGGCAGAGGCCUCUUGACGGGAAGCCAACCGUUUGGUAGCACUCCAUUGACAGACAUUCUUUCGUCAUAUCUGAACGGAACUUAAGCAAGGUGGCGUCGCUGUUGCUGGCAACGUUGCCCCCAGUCACAAGGGAUAAUAUCAACGCUGCAGUAGCAGGUUCCGCACCAAUGCUGGAUCAUCCGGAAAAUAUCUAUACUGACGUAAAAAAUUACAAGUCAGAUAAGUUCCAUUGGCCUUUAAUUCUCCUGGGAUAAAGGGUUAUUGGAGGCCAGAAGUUUAGACGGGAAGCUAGAAGGGAGCUGCACAAGAAAGGAGAGAGCGAACGUACUGUUCCAGAUCCUUCACAGGGACCCUCCAAUGUCGUCGUAAAGCUAUUGCAUGUGAAGAAGAUGGGCAAAGGAAACACGCUGUCCGUCAUCUAUCACAGCGUGCCGCCUCGACCUCUGAACUACACUUUUUCGGACAUGCUUCAGACGUCAGAAGGUGGCCGCCCGAGAGGCGGGUCGCGGAGUGUGGUGGUUUCGUCCAACGCGCCGGAGGAGUACGUCGAGAGGUUCAAGUCCCGACCUACCACCCGUCCGGCCAUCAUCGAUUUCAGCGGCGCCACCGUCAAACUUUUCAAAGGCAAAGGAGCUCGGUUAUUACUGGGUAACGGCUUUCCACCGAAGAAGAUUGCGCAGAGUGCCGCCACGAAGUUUGGCAAAAACUGCUGCACGAGGACUUUUCAGCUUGAAGUAUGCGUUAGAGUGAACUUACAAAAUGCUCGUCUCAGUCCCCUGAACGACCGAGUGAGCAAACAGCAGCCAUCAUUCAGUGAGCUGGACAAUAUGACUACCACCGCUUUGCACAUGGCACCAUUGUCUAACAAAUCGCCGAUUGGGAAAGGCAGAGAACUCUCAACACAGAAAGCGCCAUACCAUGCAUCCCUCACAUCCAAGCCUUCCAAAACCCCUGAGCUGACGCGAUUCCACGGAGUCUGGUCGUCUGCAUCUUCAACCAAGAGUAGCGGGAAGUCGGCGACGUCGCGCUCCAGGCGGCCCAUGGAGCCAGAUCCAAGGCAGAGGCCGGACUUCUCCUCUGGCAACAAAUUCGUUGCGGGUGAUGUCAAUGUGGCGCCAUACGUCGAGCAGCCCUUUCCGCCGGAAGUCCUCUCCCAGACAGACGAUUUUGACGACCUGAGCGAGCUGCCCCCGCCAAAGAAGAUCGUGCCCAGGCGGGAGUUGCCGUGGGUUUUUCGUUUCAAGGUGAAGAAGGAAAUGAACGCACUGUCCAGGAUCAUGGCAAGCAAGCCCAGUGUAGUCUCCACCCUGGCCGGCCCCGUGGUGUGAACAAGGCAGCAGCUUGUGUCGUAAGUCACUUGUCUGAAUGAUGUUUACCAACACCGAAGACGUCGUGUGCUGUAAAGUUUAAAUUUAACCGUUACACUGUAUUUACCCAAUACAUGGCGGAAAUGACGUGUUGGUACUCUGCACCUGCGCAACGUGUUUGGAAUGUGACAAGCGACACAUUACACAAAAAUACCAAACAUAAAGACAACUGGAAGCGUAUGUCCCGCUGCUGAAUGCACAGGAAACAAUUGUAAGAUAUAUUAGUAAUAAAAAGUAUGGUGCAUUUGCCUGCCAGCAGCAGCCUCAAGGCGCUUUGACAUAAUCGACUUAGCAACAUCUGCCACACACAUACAGAGCACACGCAUUCAUACAAAGGCCAGACAUUUUCGCUAAAUUCAAGAUACCAGAGAGAUACUAUGCACAACUGUGUUUUGAAAAGCUGGGUACUGAUACUACACACUACCAUGGAGUAGACGAGGCAAAACAAACAUGUGCGAAACAGUGCUAUGGAAGACAGCUGUCUUGGUGGCACACUGAGUGCACAUAGGAGAAAAUGUCUUGGAUGUACAGCAACUUUAUAGAGAUUACACAUUGCAGAGGUCAUGUGAACGAAACCCAGAAAUUAUUGUAGUACUUAUAACAAUCAUCAGUACCAGCUCUGAACAGUAACUGAGGAUUUUCAAAUGCUAUGGUGAUGUGCCAUCCGUCGAUCAUGAAAGUGUUCCCAAAAUGUCUCUGGCCAAUUUUUCUGAUUCCUUUUCUUUUCGUUUUUUUUAAAUGUUAGGCAAUAACAUUUUUUUUCCUAUUAGUCGGCUGCAGCUUGCGAAAUUAGACGAACAUGGACUCGUACUAACCAUUGUAGCCUGGAUUCGUUCUUUGUCUUCUGGUAUUUGGGUUCCGAACCCUCACAAUUUUCGGGUUUAUACGAGCAAAAUAAAUCUUCAAAGAAUCCAAUGCAUCACUCCACCUGCUGGGUAUUGUUUACAUUACAAACUUAUAUUACGCUUAUUAGGAGACAGCGUAAGAAUCAUAUGAUGACUUACACGUUAGUCC